Closterium sp. Naga37s-1 is the source of this 724-nucleotide messenger RNA. NCBI's taxonomy places the organism in Eukaryota, Viridiplantae, Streptophyta, Zygnematophyceae, Desmidiales, Closteriaceae. The record is from the annotation of a GenBank genome assembly.
AUGGGUGUGUGUGGUGCACUAUGUGCCUGACAUGAUCGACCCAGCUCUCCUCCUCCCCGGUCGCCUCGACAAGCUUCUAGUCGUUCCCCUCCCUUUUGAGAAUCCUCAAUUACCUGACAUGAUCAACCCGGCUCUCCUCCGCUUGCACUGUUUUUAUCGGAAAUUGUUUCUUUCUUCCACCCCGCCCUUCCCUCUCUUCCCCAGACCUGACAUGAUCGACCCAGCACUUCUCCGCCCGGGUCGGCUCGACAAGCUUCUUUUCAUUCCGCUGCCCGACGCGCCGUCUCGGGCAGCCAUUCUGUGCACUCUCAUUCGCUCGAUUCCCCGGGCAGAAGACGUAAAUGUUGAGCUUAUGAGUGAGCUGGCAGGGGUUGGGGACGGUGGGGCAUCGGCAACAGCAGCAGCAGCAGCAGUGACAGAGGGAGCCGCAGGUGAGACAGGGGCAGCAGUGGGAGAAGGAGCAGGAGACAAGAAGACUGGUAGUGUGGAGCAGAGAGGAGGAGGAUCAGCAGGUGGAGGGGGAGGAGAAAUAGAUGGGAGUUAUACAGGAGGGAGGGAAGGAGGAGGGAGGGAGCAGACUGGGGAAGAUUCAAGUGUAGUCCCAUUGGAGGUGCAGAAAGCAAGGGAUAGGAAGGGGGGAGGGAAGCUUCCAGGGGCGGCUAGAGGACGCAAGGCCCCCUGUGAUGGAUUCAGUGGCGCUGACCUGGCAGCUCUGGUGAGUUGA